AUGUCUUAUAACCUUACAAAUGCAAAUGAAAAGUCUGAGGGCCAACGCAAGUCACCGUUAAAAUUGACGACGGUUAAAUUAGGAGAAAAGCACAAAACCAACAUUUACAAAGGAAGUCUGUCGGAAAACAAUUUUAAACAAAACAAAUCAGGAAAAAAUAAAAAUGUAAACAUUAAGCAAGUUAAAGGUGAUACUGGCGGAACUAUGGACAAUAAACUCAACGAACAAUUUGGCGAUAUAAAUUUGGAUGAUAAAAACAAUACCGAAACAGAUAAAGCAAAAGAAAUUAAGCCAGAAGACAGCCCCAGAAAAAAUUCAGUAGAAAGAAAAAAAACAAACUAUCACAAACUGACUUCUGCCAUAUCGGAACCAAGACCAGGUUUUUCUAACGCAAACAGUAUUAAAUGGGAUCCUUAUGAUAAACAAAGAAAAAACAGAAAGGAUUUUAAGAAAAAGAAACCUACCUUAAGAAAAUCAGAUGCCACUUGUGCACCUGUUGAAGGUAAUUUAGCUUUGGAAGAAUCAAAACAACCUGACGACACAGAAACUUAUACUUAUGUAGAUGAUGACCAAACGUACAAAUUCAAGUAUCUACCGAAAAACUCGAAAUCGGUCCUGUUUACCAAAGACGUGAUGGUCGUUUAUUUUAACGGGGAAAGCAUUCUAAAUCAAUCCAAAGAGCCAUUAAAAAAAGAAGUCGAGCAACAAAUUAGAAAUAAGGAGAUGCGGAAAACACAUUUGAUAAAAACGCAGGAAAAAUAUAAUUUGUGCCUUUUUUAAGAAACAACAUUAGCAUUUGUAAGGUGUAGCUAUUUAUACAAUUUAAUGUAUAUGUCUCUUGUAUACAACUGUCAUAUUUUUUAAUAUAUAUUUUCAACAAA
Messenger RNA from Brassicogethes aeneus, 881 nucleotides. The record is from the annotation of a GenBank genome assembly. Lineage: Eukaryota; Metazoa; Arthropoda; Insecta; Coleoptera; Nitidulidae.